UCAUAAUUGAAAAUGCAGACUAUCAAGAACACAAUUGCAGAGAACUUCGGCGGGCCUGCUCACGAGCUCGCCGAACACAAGUUCGAACUGGACCAGGUUCCCGAUCUUAGCGGUAAAGUAGCCGUUGUGACCGGAGGCAGUGAAGGUAUCGGUUUUGGGUGUACACACACACUCCUGUCCAAGAACAUUUCUAAGCUCUUCGUGACAUCGCUCAGAAAGGAGGUGGCAGACGACGCAUUAGCGGCCAUCGAAGAGGAGUUUGGACCGGAGAAACGCAAACGGUUCAUCUGGAUCCAAUGCGACCUCUCGGAUUGGGAGCAGACGGCCAAGGUGGCUGCCGAGAUCGCAUCGCAGACGGACCGUAUCGACAUUCUCAUCAACAAUGCGGGCCGCGGCAUCAUGAGCCGUCAAUUGGCGCCCACCAACGGUAUUGAUCAGCAUAUGGCAACCAAUCAUAUGGGUCAUGUUGUCUUGACUUCACAUUUGCUGCCGACCCUGAAGAAGACAGCCGAUGCGGGCAAUACGGUCCGCAUCGUCAAUCUCUCAUCAAACGUUCAUAGUAGUGCACCCUCGGACACAGAAUUCGCCUCCAUCGAGGAGCUGAACAAGGACUAUGGUCCCAAUGCACUGUACGGUCGAAGCAAGCUUGCCAACCUCUUGCAUGCCAAAUGGUUAAAUGAACAUCUGAAAUCCACGCACCCCAACAUUCUGGUCAAUGCCACACACCCGGGAGUGGUUGAUACAGCGCAGACCAAUGUCCACAUUCAUGAAGCAUACCCUCUGCUGGGUUACGGCAUGUCGAUUGGUCUCAAGCCUUUCCGCAAAGACCAAUUCCAGGGCGCAGUGUCAACUAUGUACGCGGCCACAGUCGCAACGAAGGGAGGACAGUUUAUCACCCCGCCAUGCAUUGUGGAAAAGGGCAGCGACAAGGCCAACGACAUGCAGCUGGCCGACAGACUUAUGAAGCUGACGGCUGAGGUUGUUGAGAAGAAAACCCGACCCGAGAGUAGUGCCAAAGGAUGUCCUUUCAAGGAGGACUAA
Molecule: messenger RNA, 1041 nt
Organism: Aspergillus homomorphus CBS 101889
Lineage: Eukaryota; Fungi; Ascomycota; Eurotiomycetes; Eurotiales; Aspergillaceae
Product: retinol dehydrogenase 12
Exons: 2
Coding region: 13-1041 (342 amino acids)
Source: RefSeq, a predicted model, not a curated record